Limulus polyphemus (Atlantic horseshoe crab) is the source of this 2047-nucleotide messenger RNA. Its product is annotated as GTP-binding nuclear protein Ran-like. NCBI's taxonomy places the organism in Eukaryota, Metazoa, Arthropoda, Merostomata, Xiphosura, Limulidae. Gene Ontology annotation, biological process: protein import into nucleus; ribosomal subunit export from nucleus. The record is from RefSeq and is a predicted model, not a curated record. Gene Ontology annotation, molecular function: GTP binding; GTPase activity. Gene Ontology annotation, cellular component: nucleus; cytoplasm. Bases 97 to 768 code for a protein of 223 amino acids. The transcript is spliced from 7 exons.
CGCAAGUCAUGUGUUUAAAUCUAUACAUAACUAAGGUUGCGGUAUAUUUCCGACGUAGUGGUUGUGCAGGAAAAUUGAGGGUUUCAAUAAGAAAAAAUGCAGCAGCCACAACAGAAUCAUCCCACUGAUGAUGGCAUUCCAACAUUUAAAUGUGUACUAGUAGGAGAUGGUGGAACAGGAAAAACCACAUUUGUAAAACGGCAUCUCACUGGUGAAUUUGAGAAGAAAUAUGUUGCCACCCUUGGUGUUGAAGUUCAUCCCUUAGUUUUCCAUACCAACCGUGGGCCAAUUAGGUUUAAUGUGUGGGACACAGCGGGUCAGGAAAAGUUUGGCGGCCUACGUGAUGGUUACUACAUUCAAGGUCAGUGUGCAAUCAUCAUGUUUGAUGUCACGUCUCGAGUCACGUACAAAAAUGUUCCCAACUGGCAUCGAGAUUUGGUUAGAGUGUGUGAAAAUAUUCCCAUAGUUCUAUGUGGGAAUAAAGUAGACAUCAAAGACAGGAAGGUGAAAGCUAAAUCCAUUGUGUUUCACAGAAAAAAGAAUCUGCAGUACUAUGACAUUAGUGCUAAGAGCAAUUACAACUUUGAGAGACCAUUCCUGUGGUUAGCAAGAAAACUGAUCGGUGAUCCCAAUCUUGAGUUUGUGGCGAUGCCAGCCCUUGCUCCUCCAGAAGUUUCUAUGGAUCCAGAAUGGCAGGCCAAGCUUGAAAAAGAUAUGAAGGAGGCCCAGAAUACUUCAUUGCCAGAUGAUGAUGAUGAUGACCUUUAAAAAACUUUUAGUCUAGUAGAAGGAAUAAACAAUUGGUUUCAACUGCUCUGCUAUAACAAAACAUUUACCAAAAGAAAGAUGUGUAAAACUGUUCUAAAGAACCUAUUGGUUUAUACAGUUUAAUAACGUUACUCUUUCUUUUCAUCAGCAUUUGGUUUAUUUUUUUAUGCCAAUGAUACAAUUUUAUUUCUUGUCAGUUUCUCUUGUUCAAAUGAGUGUGUAUGAUGUAUUACACGUGUUAAGAAAAUAACCCAUUUUCAAAUAUAAGUCUUGUGAGUAAUUGAAGUUAUUCUGUUGUUAAUGUGUGCUUUGGUUAGCUAGUGUGUAUUUUUAAUUCAUACAACUACAAUUUGUCAAAAUAGGAUUUUUUAACCUCUUGUAAUUUUGUGCUCCUGAAACAUAAUUGUUACUUAAUUGCAUAAAGCAUCUUCCCUGCAGGGUUUGUUUUUAAGAUUUAAAGUAUAAUACCUGCACUACAAAUUUAUUACAGGAAUAUUCCCUUCAGUUCUGAUUUUUCACUAUGAUCAAGAUCUGUCACUGAAGAUUAUUAACCUAUCUAUUGUCAGUUAAGUAAAACUUGGUUUUAUGAUACUGAUUACUAAGAACAACAGAAAGCAGCAGUUGUAUUAAUUAGAUAAUAAGAAUAUUGGAUAGUUUGGGCUCUAUGCAUUAAGGUUUUAGAGGUCAUUAGCUCAGCAUCAUGAAUAGUAUGUGGUUUGUGGAUUACUGAUGUUUAUGUAGUUCUGCAAAGAGAUUCUUGAUUGAACACUUCUAUUAUUCAUUAUUCAAAUUAAGCUUGGGGUUUAAUCUAAUGAAUUAGAUUUGUAGCUGUAACAAGACCUUGCUGUUUUUUUUUGUAAUCAACUAUAAUUAUCCUGGUAGCAUUUUUGGUUAUUUCAAAAUCCUGUGAAAAAGGAGACAUUUUGUUAUUUUCAAUAAAUCAGUAAUGAAUUGUAGUUGUUCGUGGAUAUUACUGUAAUUAUAAAGUAAUAUUUAAAAAUAUACUCUAGUAAUAUCUCCUUUGUAGCCUUAAAAUUUAUAUUUAACACCCAGUUUUUGUUUGACUGCUGCAUUUUAUUUGUAUUCAAUCAAAUCUCCAAUCUCUGUCAGUGGUAAAUAUUUAAGACUUAGUGAUAAGUAUUAGAAGCUGAAACAAAAUUAAAAUUAUGAAACAUUUUCUCCCUUGGGUGAAGAUAUUGAAAAUCUUUAGAUCCAAGAUUUGUAAUUAAUAGAGAGACUAAUAAAAAAAAGAGAAAAAAAAAGUUAUUUUUGAAAAGAA